AUGGAGGAGCAUCCUCGGCACUGGAGACACACCCUGAUGGGUUAUGACUUUUGGCAGGAUGCAAAGCAGUACGAGGACAAGAUCAGCCAAGAGCUGGACAUCGCACUGGAUCUGGAUCUUCCCAAGCGCUUCCCAUUCAACCUCGGCCCCGAAGAAACGCCCACCAAGAGACAGCGGCGUCUGAGUAUGUCUGAUGCAGGAAAGACCGGCCUCCAGCGUCACGCUUCCCUCUCAACGGGGGUAUCUCGGUUCAGGGCCCACGAGCGCCGUACACGAUCACCCUCCCCUCGCAAGAUGAUGGCAUCUGCCAUGAACGCUCUCUCAUGUCGAGGCACCACCCCCACGAUGCCUUCUGCUCUUCGACUUCGACGACCCUCACCGUGUAAACAGCCGGAUCUGCCGCCAGGAGUUAUCGUCAAGACCCGUGAAGUGUCCCCUUCACCUGCGCCUCCACUUUCUCGUCAACCUUCACCCCCCGUGGACGACUUUGCGACUGCGGAGAACCCAUUCAUCGGGUUCCGUGGCGGUUCAACUUGGUCAGAUCUCCUUCUGACAAAGAAGACGCUAGGCCUGGAUCUGUUCUGGCCGCACAGCGAAGAAUCCGAUGAACCAGUCCGCUUGGAGAUCAAUGAGCUCAAACCACUGUGCCAGUUCCGUUCCCUGCGCUCGCUGAAGAUCACUGGCAUGUUGCAGUCUUAUCAGUCUUACAUCUGGCAGACUGCCUGGCUAAACCUUGACCUGGAAGAGCUGUCUCUAGGAAUGACACUGGAACCGAAGAUUGACAGUGCCAUCCACGCAGCACAGUGGAAACUUAUCAAAGACGGAUGGGAAAUGGACAAGAAGCGAUUUGCUGAGCCAGUGUACCAUGGAAACCUCGGUGAUGGUGCACUACACCCUGACAUUGGCUGCGGCGAAUACCUGGAUAAGCACAGUAUCGAAAAGGCCAAGAUCCUGGCUAUGGCCAUAGGCCGGACAUCCAAACGGCUCAGUAUCAAGCACCUGACUCUGUCCGGCUUCGUCGCGGAUGCGGAUCCCUUCCUGAAUUGGUUCGAUGCAGAGAAAAUGGAAAGUAUCAUAUUCAAAGGCCAGUGUAUCGAUGCCGGGUUCUGGCUGCCACUCUCUAUGGAGAAUGUCACCGUACGUCACCCGAGAACAAUUGAGUUAGGGCCUGUUGCUGUCGGGAUGGUGUCUGUCGAUGUGCAGAAAGAGUUGAAGGUGGUGAACAUGCAGGAUGGGUUGGACGUUGGCGAGAGCGCAUUCCCAGCAUCCGACGAUGAUACUCGGGCAAUCCUGCAUUUUAUCUGA
Messenger RNA from Penicillium subrubescens, 1305 nucleotides. RefSeq lists its product as uncharacterized. Bases 1 to 1305 code for a protein of 434 amino acids. NCBI's taxonomy places the organism in Eukaryota, Fungi, Ascomycota, Eurotiomycetes, Eurotiales, Aspergillaceae. The record is from RefSeq and is a predicted model, not a curated record. The transcript is spliced from 3 exons.